AUGCCAUGGCAGACUCAGGGAGAGCUGUUCCCUGCCCAAGAGCAGGAAGAGAAGCUCAGGCAGCAGGUGGAAGAGCCACAGGAGAAUGGCCAGAGGAUCAAGGCAGAGCCACAAGCAGAGCUGCCCGAAGCUCAGAGUGCCAUUGUGGCAGUGAAGAGGAGGAACAAGGAAGACAUGAGAAGAAUUCAAGAGGAGAAUCUGCAUCAGCAGAGGGGCGAUCAACAAAACCAGAUCUACACAAGCUCUGUCACCAAACCUGCUGCAGCAGCAGCAGCAUUGUCUAAAGGAGCCUUUUCUCCCCGACCUGAGAAGUGGAGCCGGGGCAGUUUGUUCACCUCCCGCGCUGACCCAGCUGCUGCUCAGCAACAGAAGGUUGAGGGUGACUCCCUGGAGCUGCUGAGGAAAUUGGUGAACCCCGCUGAAAAUCCGCGGAUGAAAUACACUGAGAUGGAACACAUUGGCAGCGGGACUUUUGGAGAUGUGUGCAGAGCACUUGACAAUGCCACAGGGAGAGAGGUGGCCAUAAAGAAAAUACGUCUUCAAGGACUGAGGAAGAAGGAACUAAAAGUCAAUGAACUCAUGGUCAUGAAAAUGAAUAGGAAUCUCAACCUGGUCAACUAUUUAGACAGCUACCUUGUGGGUGAGGAACUCUGGAUGGUUAUGGAAUACAUGGAUGGAGGCGCCCUGAGUGAUAUCAUCCGCAAGACCUACCUGUCUGAAGACGAGACAGCAGCCAUCAGUCGGGAGUGCCUGCAGGGACUGGAUUUUCUUCACUCAAACCACAUGAUCCACCAAGAUGUGAAGAGCAGCAACAUCCUCCUCAGAACUGACGGCUCUGUCAAGCUGGCUGACUUUGGCCUCUUUGCUCAUCUCACCCCUGAGCAGAGCAGACGGAGCUCCGUGGCCGGCACUUCUGGGUGGCUGGCACCUGAAGUGGUGACAGGUCAACCAUAUGGCCCCAAAGUGGACAUCUGGUCUUUGGGAAUCGUGGGCAUCGAAAUGGUGGAACGAGAAGUUCCUUACUGGAAUGCAACUCCUGUCUUGGCUAAACUCAUGAUAGCCAGGGGAGAGAGACCACGGCUGCGGCACCCCAACCAAUUCUCACCUUGCCUGCGUGACUUCCUGAGCUGCUGCCUGCAGAGAGAUGAGGUGCGGCGCUGGUCUGCCAAGGAGCUCCUGAAGCAUCCUUUUGUAACUUCAGCCAAGCCAGCGUCCACCCUGGCACCACUCAUCAACUCAGCAAAGAAGAAGAAGAAGAAGAAGGAGUCAAGAAUGUAA
This is a messenger RNA of Camarhynchus parvulus, 1278 nucleotides long. RefSeq names its product serine/threonine-protein kinase PAK 3-like. Gene Ontology annotation, biological process: intracellular signal transduction; protein phosphorylation; regulation of MAPK cascade. Gene Ontology annotation, cellular component: cytoplasm. The record is from RefSeq and is a predicted model, not a curated record. The coding region runs from base 1 to 1278 and encodes 425 amino acids. The transcript has 11 exons. Gene Ontology annotation, molecular function: protein serine/threonine kinase activity; ATP binding. NCBI's taxonomy places the organism in Eukaryota, Metazoa, Chordata, Aves, Passeriformes, Thraupidae.